Molecule: messenger RNA, 1685 nt
Organism: Epinephelus fuscoguttatus (brown-marbled grouper)
Lineage: Eukaryota; Metazoa; Chordata; Actinopteri; Perciformes; Serranidae
Gene: rasl11b
Product: RAS-like, family 11, member B
Exons: 4
Coding region: 183-929 (248 amino acids)
Molecular function (GO): GTP binding; GTPase activity
Source: RefSeq, a predicted model, not a curated record
GCGUCUCAUCCACGCAGCACCAGUGUUGGCUUGUUUCACUUGUGCCGCACAUCCUCGGGAGUUAAACAGGAUUUACUUUGUCAGUUUUAUCUGAGGGGUUUGUCUGCGAGCUGUGAAACAGUUUGGACAAAUUUCCAUUUUGCUUUCUUGGACGGAUUCGACGAAACGAAUAAUAAAAAAAAAUGCGUCUCAUCCAGAACAUGACGACCAUUGCGGAAUACUCAGCACCUGAAUGCUCGGUGCCAAACCGGGUCAUUAAAAUGUCUGUGAUAGGAGGCAGCGGAGUUGGCAAAACAGCGCUUGUGGUGAGAUUCCUAACGAGGCGCUUCAUCGGAGACUAUGAGAGAAAUGCUGGAAAUCUCUACUCCAGAGAAGUCCAGGUGGAUGGAGAGCAAGUCACCAUCCAGGUUCAAGACACUCCUGGUGUGGAGUUGACUGAUAAUGGCAUCAAUCUACCAGAUCAUGUGACCUGCUCCAUACAGUGGGCUGAUGCCGUGGUGCUGGUGUACUCCGUGACAGACCGUCGCAGCUUUGAUUUGAUCGAUCAGUUGCACCAGCUGGUUGUGCGCACCGGAGGCGCCAACAUGCCUCCCGUAAUCCUGCUGGCCAAUAAGGCGGACCUGCUGCACCUGAGGCAGGUUGACUCCCAGCAGGGCCCUUUGCUGGCGGGAACGCUGGGCUGCUCUUUCUAUGAAGUGUCUGCCAGCGAGGACUACAGCCAGGUGCACAAAGCUUUCCAUAAGCUGUGCUGCCAGCUCGCCAAGCAGCCGCCUCCUGCCCCCAACUCCUCACACACCUCUGCCAGCGCCGCCACGGAGAAGAGGCGCUCACCCCUCAUCCCCCGGCCAAAGUCUCCCAACAUGCAAGACCUGAAGAGGCGCUUCAAGCAGGCGCUGUCAGCCAAAGUGAGGACUGUCACAUCGGUGUGAGGAGGACGAGAUGUUGAACGUGGUCCAGGGUGGCCACAGAAAGAAAGGAAGCAUUGAAAAUGGUAGAGAAAAGGAGGACAGAGAAGACUAAUGCUUCUCCCAUGACGUCCUGUAUCGGUCUGGCUGAAAGAAGGCAGAUGGAAUGAACAGUGGUUGGGUUCUAAGUAGAGAGAGGCUGAUGAACCUUUACAGACGCAAUGGCCUCUAUGUGGCAGGUGUCUGCCCUGUCAGAUACCAUGUGUGAGGAUAAGCAGCAAGAAGGUUCAUUUGUUCAGGAGUAGAAAUGACACCUGAGGACACAGAGGCAGCUGUGUGAGGCUGACUAAUCCCAACACUCUGCAUAUAAAAAUCAAAAACUGUAAAUCGAGCUCUCCUGGCAACAGCAGCGCUCGAGGACGCUUAUUUUUAGCUGUGCUGCCCAUUGUGUCUUUUCUGUAUUCAGACUGCCACUACAUGGCACCACUAAAUGCCGGUAUUAUUAUAUCAGCCAAGGCUCUGUGCUGCCAUGUGUGUGUACUCUAGUAUGUCGAUACCUGCAGUAUAUUUUUGCAGCAUCCAGAACCAUUAUUGUGUGUGACAGAAUGAUGAGAGGAGGUGGGGUGGGGGUUGUAACGGGACAACGGACACAGUAUGUAGCGUGUGGUGGUUAUUAUCACUGAUGCACUUUAUGAAAAAAAAUGAUCCAAAGGGCCUAUUGUUAUUUAUUUGUUUGAUAGAAAUUCACUGUUUGUUCACAAUAAAAAUGAUGAAUUUGAA